Molecule: messenger RNA, 1792 nt
Organism: Rhineura floridana
Lineage: Eukaryota; Metazoa; Chordata; Lepidosauria; Squamata; Rhineuridae
Gene: SPP1
Product: secreted phosphoprotein 1
Exons: 7
Coding region: 149-1189 (346 amino acids)
Biological process (GO): osteoblast differentiation; positive regulation of bone resorption; cell adhesion
Molecular function (GO): extracellular matrix binding
Source: RefSeq, a predicted model, not a curated record
UCUGCAGAUGGAAAGCAAUAGAACAGGAGGAGGGUGAUUACGCACCUUCUGACCAAGCAAUCCUAACAAACUACCAAACCUCUGCCUGAGACUACAUAUCGGAUCCAGAUACAACGCAAGCAAUCCUAUCAACUGCAAAUCCAUCACAAUGAAGAUUGCUGUGCUGUGCAUGUGUCUUUUCACCGUCGCUUUUGCCCUUCCAGUUGGCAAACAUCAUGAUAACUCAAGGAGUUCGGAAGGAAAACAUGAUUCCAAGGAUCAUCAUCAUCAUGCUCAUGGCCAUCACCAUCACCAUCACCAUUCGCACAGCCAGGAGCAUAGCAAUGAGCAUGUGAACAGCCAUGAGUCCCAAGAAUAUCAGGUGUCCUCUCAGCUGACCUCUCUGUCUUCAGAAGAAAGCGAUGAGAUCACUGAGCAGCAGACCCUCUUGGUACCUUCCAGCAGCGAUGACGACAAUCACAGUGAUGUGGAUGACGAUGAUGACCAUGAUGAUUCUGAUGAAUCAGACGAGUCACAUGAAGACUCUGUCACAUAUUUCCCCACUGAGGCUCCUUUUACCCUGCCUGUUACUCCUGACCCCUUUACCGGCAGAGGAGACGUACCUUACGGAAUAAAGGCGAAAGUUGACCUGGUCCUUUUUGAGAAAUCCAAAAAGGCACACAAAAGAUCUGGCAAGUUUGAUUCUCAUGAUGUUUCGGAUGACGUUGACAGCACCCCAGAUGUGGAGAGCAACGAAUCCCAUUCCUCCAAGGCACAUUCUUUUGAAAGUCAGGACACAAGUGUUGAAACAGAUGACACAAGUGACCUGAGAGAUAGCAAUGAGGUCCACAGCGCAUCCCACGAUAAAAGCAUGGAGAAGGACAGUCAUCAGGAGAGUGCCGAGGAACACCAUGAUGACAGUGACCAUGACAAUAGCAAGGUUUCCAUCUCCAUGGAAAGCCACGAGAGCAGAGAGCACCAGAAGGCCCACAUGAUCCGGGAGGUAGACCAUGACCAUGAUGCUGACAGUGUCAGCAACCAAACAUUUGAAAGCGCUGAGAAUCACCACAGUGCUGAAGAUCAUCACAGUGCUGAGGACCACCACCCCAGUGUUGAGGAUCACCCCAGUGUUGAGGAUCACCCCAGUGUUGAGGAUCACCACAGUGUUGAGGAUCACCACAGUGUUGAGGACAAUGAAGUCACGCUGUGAAUGGAUAAAGAGGCAGUCUCUGUUCUUCUCUGAGAGCACUCUGCAAAUUUUUUGCUUGAACGAGUGCAGCCCAAAUUGGAGCCCAAAUUCAUAACAGGUGGCUUUUGUGUUUUUAUUUCUGUUUUGUUGAGUGAGUGAGGAGAGAGAGAAAGAGGAGAGAGAAGGGCAAUGCAAUUUUUACUUGAAUUGUUGCUCUACACAUAUCACAAGUCUGAUUCCAGCAAUUACAGCAGUUAUAGGCAGCAGUUUUGUUAGCCAGGAAAAUGCACAGCCUGAUCCAGUCCAUGUUUACUGGGAAGUAAGCUCCACUGAUUUAAGUCAGUGCUUACUUCUCAGUAAACAUGGUUAGGAUUUCAGUCUUAAGUGUACAGUACGAGCAGUCCUGUCCAUUAGAAAACUGUAAGCCCUUCUUGCUGCAUAUUUUCUUCCUCUGUCUCACAGUGAUUUGCCAUGAAGGAGGGAGAGAGAGAGAGAUGCUAGGGGAAAAAACUAGCUUUACUCUGAGUGAAUGUUACGUCUUAUGAUACUGUACUUCUAAAGGGUUUAAUGCUGCAAUGUAUAUUUUGUUGACAAUUGUGAGUUAAAUAAAAAGACAAAACCUAA